Molecule: messenger RNA, 3961 nt
Organism: Acanthopagrus latus (yellowfin seabream)
Lineage: Eukaryota; Metazoa; Chordata; Actinopteri; Spariformes; Sparidae
Gene: pla2g6
Product: phospholipase A2, group VI (cytosolic, calcium-independent)
Exons: 19
Coding region: 385-2835 (816 amino acids)
Biological process (GO): cardiolipin acyl-chain remodeling; positive regulation of ceramide biosynthetic process
Cellular component (GO): mitochondrion
Molecular function (GO): protein binding
Source: RefSeq, a predicted model, not a curated record
ACGAGUUAAUACGAUUAGCUCCACUUCACUGUAACAUACACUGUUAUAUUUGGUAUUUCUCCGUCAGAAACAUGAGCUGAGGGGGAUUUUUUUUGUCGACAGAGUGCGCUGCUUCUCUGCUUUUUUAGCGUUGAUAAGUUAACGUCAAAGUGACUCGGUAUGACUAGAAACUGAAAGAAGCCACUUGUUCAUCAUUUAAAUAAAGACUAGACCCGUUUUUAUCCGUAAACAGGAGAUAUUCUCUCAUAACAGACAGUGGAGAGUAGACCACUAACCCGCGAUGUAUAUUCAUGCCGUUGCUGAGCUAGUACUGAACUAUUGAACUAGCUACAACAUUGUUUAGGGCGGUGCAGGUCGUUGAUAACAACAAUACAGAUUGUGACCAUGCAGUUCCUGGGCCGGCUGUUGGACACAGUGUCCUCUGUGUCAACCCUCUUCACCAACCCGUACAGGGUCAGGGAUGUGCCGCUGUCAGACUAUGGCAGAGGAGGCAAAGUCAUGCUGAAAGAGGAGGGGCGGAUGGUCCUGUACAGAAACACCCAGUGUCAGUCAUGGGACUGUCUGCUCAUGUGCCCUGAGACGCCCACCAUGACCCUGAGGCUGUUUCAGGUGGCGUCAGAGGAAGAUGCCAUGAACUGGUUCCCCCAAUAUGCCCUCAAGCUUCGCCCCUUCUAUGAGACACUUCCUCUGAAGGCAGAGGCCGCCCAGCCUAUUGUGGACUGUAUCCGAAGCCACCCGGACUGGAGUUCGGCCCACAUUGCGGUGGAGACGGGCCUGAGAGAUUGUCUCAAACACAACUAUGUCCAGAGUCAGAUCAAUGCCCGCGAUGCAUCAGGUCAAACACCGCUGCACCGGGCGUGUGAGCGAGGCGACUCAGCGUGUGUGAAGGAGCUGCUGGAGGAAAGCCAGGCUCGCACCGACAUCAAGGACCGCAACGGAGAGACACCACUACACUUUGCUGCUAAGCAGGAUUCUCCUGCCAUCAUCCAGAUCAUGUGUUCGCGGUUGUGCUCGGGGGUGAACGAGCUGAACAAUGACGGGGAGACGCCUCUUCAUGUCUCCUGCCGCCUUGGACGCAUUGAGUCCGUCAAAGCUCUGUUGGGGGGUGGAGCAAAGUGUGAUGUCGUUGGCGGAGCAGGCUAUGCCAUCCACAGUGCCAUGAAGUACAGUGAGAAGGGCUGUGUGGAGGAGAUCCUCAAAGCCGACCCAGGCCAGCUCCAGGCCGAGGACUCUUUGUAUGGAGGGACGCCUCUGCACUGGGCCAAAACUGCUGAGAUGUGCCGUAUACUGUUGGAACACGGCUGUGCAGUCAACUACCUCAGUAAGACCGGAGAGAGCCCCCUCCAUAUUCUGACCAAGAAGGGCCGCUUUGAGGCGGCCAUGGUGCUGCUCACCCACGGAGCGAAUGCCAACCUGAAGGGCCAGGAUGGAAACACAGCUCUGCACUUAGCUAUGAAGAUGGACCACAUGGACUUGAUCAAAGCACUGAUUGUGUUCGGGGCUGAUGUGGAGAUCCACAACGACCUGGGAGAAACACCUGGACUCAUCGCUGCUCGCACCAGCAAAGGUCCUAAUAGAAAGAUACUGCUGGACAUGUUGUGUAAUGUGGGGGUCCAGCGGUGCCUCCCACCCUCCCCUGGCAGUCCACCCCCCAUCUCCAAGCCUGGAGGCAUAGGGUUUGAGGACAUCAUGUAUGUGGGGGCUGCAGUAGGUGCAAUGAGCAGAGGCAAGUCUGAAGUGGAUGGCCCCAAAAUGGAGAUGAAGAUGGACCGGCUCCUGUGUCUGGAUGGCGGAGGUAUUAAAGGCCUGGUGUUGAUCCAGAUGUUGAUCGCUCUGGAGAGGGAGGCCGGUCGGCCCACCAGAGAGCUUUUCGACUGGGUGGCUGGCACCAGCACUGGGGGCAUUUUGGCCCUCGCUAUAAUCCAUGGUAAAUCCAUGGAGUACCUGCGCUGCCUGUACUUUAGGAUGAAGGAACAAGUGUUCAGAGGUUCACGACCUUAUGAAUCAGCACCGCUGGAGGACUUCCUGAAGAAAGAGUUUGGCGAGAACACCAAGAUGACAGAUGUCCGAUAUCCCAGGGUGAUGGUGACCAGUGUUCUAGCAGACAGACAUCCAGGCGAGCUGCACAUCUUCAGGAACUAUGACCUUCCCUCCGUCCACAGAGAGCCUCCGUAUGCCACCACUGCCACAUUCAAACCGCUCACCAUCCCACAAGGAUGGGAGGAUGAGGAUGUGUUGAUAGUAGGAUACACAGAAGAGCCACCCAGAAAGCGUAGGAAGGUGACAGAUGAAGAACAACUUGUUUGGCGGGCUGCCCGCUCAAGCGGCGCUGCACCCACCUACUUCCGACCAAUGGGACGCUUUCUGGAUGGAGGGCUGCUGGCCAAUAACCCGACGCUAGACGCCAUGUCAGAAAUCCAUCAGUACAAUAAAGCCUUUAAAGCAGAGGGCCACGGGAACCAAACCAAGAAGUUGGGCAUCGUGGUCUCUCUUGGUACAGGUAAACCUCCUCAGGUGGUGGUGAGCUCUGUGGAUGUUUUCCGACCCUCCAACCCUCUGGAGCUGGCGAAGAGCAUCGUAAGCGCCAAGGAGCUUGGAAAGAUGCUGGUGGACUGCUGUACAGACUCUGAUGGCUGUGCGGUGGACAGAGCCAGAGCGUGGUGUGAAAUGAUUGAUACCAUCUACCACAGAUUAAGUCCCCAGUUGUCUCAGGAGGUUUUGUUGGAUGAGGUGAGUGACUCAGUCCUGGUGGACAUGAUGUGGGAAACCCAGAUGUACUUGUUUCAGAAGAGGGAAACCCUCCAGUCCCUGGCAAAGCUGCUACUGGACAAUUGAAGGUGCAAGAAAAUCACAAGGAGCGGCUUGGAAGAUGGGACCAUGAGAGUAGAUGUGUUGGAGAAUAUGAGAGCAAAAGGCAGUCCCAAGAGUGCUGUCAGGGACGAGAGUGACCGGACGAGGGACAAAGAUUAGCGAGCCAUGUGUCUGAUAUAAGACUGUCGUGUCUGUGUGGGUGUGCUCUUCCUUUCAAACAUCCUUCAGAUGAUGUGACCACAAUGACUAUCCUUUCCCAGCUGAGAUGUCAGAACAUGGUUGCAAAUACGUGAGACACUGACUGACACUUGACGUAGCCUAUUGAAGGCAAGUUAUGUAGCAUCAUGUGACCUUAACCCUGUCCCAGUCACCAUCACGGUGAAGCGAGUUUACUCUUUGUGUGUAAACCAGUGGGGGAGAGCAUGGAGUGUUUCCCUCUUUUGGUAUGUGAAGAACAAGGGCAGUGUAGGAGGAAGUGUCACAACCAAAUAAAACUGGAAGUGGCACAGACUGACUGUGAUGAUGUCAGCUAACUGUCAACCUCCCACAGCCCAUUGUGUGGGUAACACAGAGCAUUACUCAUUGAGAUAAAUCUCCCUAUUCCCACCCACUCAUGGUCGUCUUUUUCUUUUUUUAACCAAAGUAUCUGCACUGACACUAAAUAUACUGACAUUUCCCAUGAUGCCAUAUCAUCAAUGGGACCCUGUAGUCCUACUGUAGCACAGCUGGGAUAAUGGUGAUGAUGAAAUCUGCCUUAUGUGUCUGGGACCCAAACUUGUACCUUUCUUUUUCUCCACAUGACACUUUCAUGCCUUUACUCUGUAAGUUCUUUAUUCGUCUUGGCUUUUAACACAGUAUUUAACUUAUUAAACAACCACUGAUAACUUGCUUGCAAACUGUAUACACUCUUGAAUCCUCUUUGUCUAAUGUCAAAGUGACUCGAGCACAUGUUUAACAUGCACUGUUACAACUGGACUUGAUAUUAAAACUUGAAUUUUCAAUGAAUGGAAGGACAAGGAUAAAAAGUCUGACUGCUGCUUGCACAACAUAAACUAGAGGUUACAAAUUUCCUAUGUUUUUUGUAUUCAGAAUAAUUAUUGAAGUGUAUACUGCUCUGGUAAUAAAACAUAUUAAUGUGGACCAAAUCUUA